AUUAAAUUUUUAUUCACAAUUGUGUUGAUCAUAAUAGUUUUUGGAUAAUAUUGAGUUUUUUUGCACCGACUCUCAUAGAAAACUACGAAUAUGCAUGCGUAUAUUCCUGCGACUUUCUAAACAGCAAGUUUUGAUUGAUGCAUUUUUGAUCUGAAAGCUAUUACUGACCUCAGUUUAAAUUCCAAAACGAUUUUUCGUCUAUGAUUAUGUUUAAGAGUCGAUAAGGUAGUUCAAGCUUUAUAUAGGUCACAUUGAUUUUUUUUCAGAAACAGUCUCAAAAUUUGUUCAGGCUCAAAUUUAUUUUUUUUUGCGGUUUGGUUUUUGUCUUCUUUUCAAGCAAGGUCACUUCAUAUCUUUUGUUAAAAUGUAGGCAAACUCAACUAUCGAACAGCGAAAGCGUAAAGGUCACGAAAAAUGUGAUCAAAUUCUAAUUUCGAAAAUGGAAAAUAUUUAUCAGAUUUCCUAGCGAAAUGAAAAUUUUAGCUAUUGAUCCAGUUUUCUCAAAUUGGUUAAAUAUAUCAAAAAAGUGGCAACCAUAAGUUGUUUCAGAACUUUCAAGAGCUUUGAUACCAUAUAUUUUUCCGUAGACUUUCAAAAGAUGAGAUUUUUCCAAAAAAGCUAGUCAAUUGUUUUUCUUAAGUUGCAUUCAUCGACUCUGUUUAGGUGUUUAUAAAUUGCCAAACUAAUUCGUGCAAGUGCUCCAAUUUUCAUUCAACGCGGUGCGUAGUCGGUGAUACAAUCCGGUGCAAACAUCAGUCCAAAGUGAUUUGGGAAAAGCUAAUUGCACCAAAUAAUGUAUAACUAGACUUAAAACAUAUGUACUUUAAAUUGCGUGCGUCUGGGAAGAAGAUCUCAGAAAAACAACUUUAAAAAAAUGAUAAAUCAAACUAUCGAAAAACAAGUUUAGAUAUGUUAAAAUGGUAGCCGGAAGUUUCAGAGCUUUGAUAGAAGAGGUCUUGUUAAACUUAGUAAGUUUGGAUUGCAUGAACUUGCUGGUUUUCUAAGGUUUUCCGUCAUUUUUGGCGAAUGGUGGUACACGAAGUAUUUCAAUUUAUUCCAACAUAAAUUGAAGCCGUUUUUUUCAUCUCAUUUCAUAAUCUAUCGCUCACAAAAUCCAAUUUGAUUUAAUUUUUUAUAAACAUUGCCUGGUCUUAUUCUUCCUACACGCGUUCAUUUAGAUUUUCCCUGCGUCAUCAGUUGCGAUAAUCUGGAUUAAGUUCAGUUGAGAUGAUGAAAUUUUCAAUUGCCAGUUACGCUGGAAGUGAACCGCACGCUUUAUGUUGGUACUAUUUCAAUUCAACUUGGAUUGCGCAGCACUGGCUGAAGUGAAGGGAAAUCCUUGAUAGUAACAACAAAGCUCUCUCUGAGAGGGAACAUUUGGCUGAUUAAAUAGUGCACUUUUGUGAUUUUCUUCCGUUAAAUUUGCUUUUUUCUGAUGAUCGUUCUUUUCUAUUCACGUGGCCUAUUGCAUAGGGGUGACAUUUGACAUUUCUUUGAGAAUUUGGAGAGGGACCUUUUUAGAUUUACGUAAUUUAAUGUUAUUAAAUAAAUAACCGCUCUGAACAAAAAAGAAAAAAAGCAAUGUUGUAUUUUAUUCAGUAAACCAAGCGAAUUUAUUUAUUUACGUCACAUGCUGUUCGCAUUAUUAAUUCGGAUGAGAUUAAGGCGAUUACUAGUAAGCAUGAGAGCAAUGUCGAAUGCAAAUUAAACUUAUCUGCCGCCUUUUUCCUCCCAAUAACAACUGCCUGAAUUCACAAUCUCAAUGCCACCAACGUGUUUUCUGCUGCAUCAUCCGACCAUCGACUUCCCUACCAUGGUGAGUACUAUCAUGCGAAGCAACAGCGGACAACAACCCAAUGGGGUUCACAGUGCAUCCCCCGACCUCUCAUCUCCGGGCAAAGACAGCGGGGUUUACUUGAACGGAGGCAGCGUCGCCAGCGGAAACUCGCCGGCAAAGAAUAGCACGAACGGUGUGGCGGUUUCGGGAAACAACGGGAUCCCUUGUGAUUCCUCCUCUAACAACUCCCAGUCGUCCGCGGAUUCCCCGAAGUUGAUAACACAGUAUUGCCUCAGCGGCGACGACCAUAGCGGGGAAAAAUUGAGCAAAACUAACUUGUACAUUCGGGGUCUUUCAGAGAACACCACCGAUGCUUACUUAGUAGAGAUGUGCAAAGCAUAUGGGCAAAUAGUGUCAACCAAAGCUAUUCUAGACAAAAACACCAAUUUGUGCAAGGGCUACGGGUUCGUUGAUUUCGCCUACGAGGGUGAAGCGUUGAAAGCAGUUGUAGCGCUUCAAAAUAAAGGGGUUUUGGCCCAAAUGGCUCGACAGCAAGAACAAGACCCAACUAAUCUCUACAUCUCAAACUUGCCUAAGUCUUUCGAUGAGAAGAAACUGGAAAAACUUCUUAAAAAUUACGGCCAUGUGAUUUCAACCCGCAUUCUCAGAGACAAUUCAACCCAGAGCAAGGGAGUUGGGUUUGCGCGUAUGGAAUCCAAAGAAAUUUGUGAGCACAUUAUUGACAAACUAAACGGAAACCCUCUGCCGGGCCAGCCCCACCCACCGCCCGAGAAGGAACCUCUUCUAGUGAAGUUUGCAGAUACUGGGAAGAAAAAGAAACCGGAAACGAAGUUCAGAAACGGAGAGGAAUUUUUGACGAGUUUGACAGCACUGGACCCGUCUAUUUUGACACCUAAUGGGUUCUGUUAUCACAGCAUUGCCAACAACAGAAUGACGUCAGGGCCUGUCGCCGCAGCGCUGCCUCUGGCGGCGGCCACGAACCCCGCAUUCGCGGCUGCUUUCCCACACCAUCUUCCACUCGCGGCCGGAUAUCCCUCGAACUCACCUAACGGAGCACCCGGCCAACUUACCCAUCACGGUCACUUAGGGAACGGGGCUUACCCUCCGAUUGCCGCACUUUUGGGCCAGCAGUCAAUUGCGGCAGCCAUGCAGCAGCUCUCGCCCAACGGGGCCCAUCAACCUGCGGCCGGAAUUCCAGCGGGACUCGCGGGACAGCCUUCCUACCUGCUGUCAACAACCAACAAUAACCAAUACUCACAAGGCAUCCACCUGGACCAAAACUUAAUCUCUGGCACCUCUGGAGCUCAGAGCAACGGGGCUCUGAUGACAACUACCACUGCCUCGGGCCAAAGUGUUGCCAAUGGACACGGAGUCUCGCCGACGAUGCCGAACGGAAACGGGUUCUCGGGAGCCACUUCGGGAGUCCCGGUUUCCAUCGCCUAUUCGAGUCACUUGGCUCAUUUGGCACAUCAGAUGAACCAUAUGGCAAUCACCGGAAAUGGAUCCCAAGCUGUCAAUGGUCUAAGUGGGCCGCAUCCUAACGCACUGGCUAACCACCAUACGCAUUAUUUGACCACUCAGCAUCCUUUCUCAGCUACCGGCUGCGGACCGUACGGGACUGCAGGAUACUUGCCAGUAGCGUCAGCCCAAAGCGGGAUGGCAAACGGGAACGAGCAUCAACACCUGGCGGCGUUAUACGGACAACAGGCGAACCCCCAUCAUCUGCAAAUAUCUCUGGAAGAUCACCUUAAACAGCAGCAACUCAACGGACUCGUAACUACAGUUUCUACAAGUCAGGAUGUCAACGGUGACUACACAACAGCCCUUUCGCAGUGAAGCAAACUUCAGAAAACCACAAGAGAAAACUUUAGUCGCUACUAAUAAUACAAACUUUCCAGUCUUUCUAACUUAAAGCAACUAAGAGUACAACCCCCACCCCUCCCCCCAUUUGAACUCUCUGCGCUUUUGACAAUUUUCAAACGCUUAUAUUGCCCUCCUUCCUUAGAACCUCUGCUGCGCAAUAGCAGUGAUGUUUUAGCAGAAUUAGUUCUCACAUUUCGGUGAUGUCCAAUAUUGUCCUUUUUGCUGUAAACAGACACGACAGGUGUUGUAUGUUUAAUUUAAUUGCAUUAUAUGUCAAAUAUUAUUACUUUGUGCUCUUUGUUAUUUCUCAAUAUUAUUGCUCAGUUUUUGAGUUGUCCAAUAUCGAUGUUUAACUCUUCGAAUGGUAUUAAAAUGCGGGUCAGCCAAUUGCAGAUAAUACUUCAUUACUUCAUACGUGAUAGUGCAUUUAAAGUUUGGUUUUAAGGCCGCGAACGAUAUUAACAUUUUUUUUCUGAUCUAAUAUGAAGUUUCGAGCUUAUGUCACUUUUGUGUUAGAUCUUUUUUGCUUAGUUCCAUGUCGAGAGGAUAGUUAGAUUAAAUAUUUCUUAAAUCGAGGGCAACGUUGCUGAUUAUUUUACCCUUCUUAAAAUUAAGUCCUAAUUUCACUUGAAAAUACAGCACGGUUUCUUCUACUGAUGUUGGACUCAAUUUGAGAAAUUUGGUCCCCAUGGUUUGAUAGUUGGCCAAAAAUUGUUAGUUUACUGAUUGAAAUCCACAAUAUUUCAGUGUGUAAAGUGACUAAUUUUCCAAAUUCCUUUUAAUAUCUCUUUAUUUUUAUUUCUUGUGCUCUUAAAGAUAAAACCAAAAUGAUUUAAAAUUGCGAUUUAAUUUGUUUAAAAAGAUGAUUUAAAAAUUUUAUUAAUUUUUCUUUUGAAGUUCCUCAUUUUCUUUCCAUAUAUUGACAUUCCCAUUUUGCUAUUGAAAACGGCCAGAAUACAUUCUUCGUCUAAAUUAUGAACUGCAGCAGUAAAUUUUGCCGAUGCUGAUAUCACUCGGCAAGUAUGUACUCUAUGAGUGAUAGUGGACUUGUCAUUUCAACUGCGCCGUAAUUUAAAAUCCGAUUGUCAUUUUGCAGUUUAAUAAAACUGACGUUUAAACUUUUGCAGUGAGGAACAAAUUUGAAUAUUGAAUCUUUCAUAUUAUCCAAUUCUUUUGAAAAUAAAAAUGUCCAUGAAUGUU
This is a messenger RNA of Symsagittifera roscoffensis, 4861 nucleotides long. RefSeq names its product RNA-binding motif, single-stranded-interacting protein 2-like. The transcript is spliced from 3 exons. Gene Ontology annotation, cellular component: cytoplasm; nucleus; ribonucleoprotein complex. The record is from RefSeq and is a predicted model, not a curated record. Gene Ontology annotation, molecular function: mRNA binding. Bases 1763 to 3634 code for a protein of 623 amino acids. NCBI's taxonomy places the organism in Eukaryota, Metazoa, Xenacoelomorpha, Acoela, Convolutidae.